Molecule: messenger RNA, 2058 nt
Organism: Sodiomyces alkalinus F11
Lineage: Eukaryota; Fungi; Ascomycota; Sordariomycetes; Glomerellales; Plectosphaerellaceae
Product: GTP-binding protein GUF1
Exons: 5
Coding region: 1-2058 (685 amino acids)
Biological process (GO): positive regulation of translation
Cellular component (GO): mitochondrion
Molecular function (GO): GTP binding; GTPase activity; mitochondrial ribosome binding
Source: RefSeq, a predicted model, not a curated record
AUGCGCCUGGGCCUGGGACGAAGUCGUCUGGCUCGGUUGACAUCCUUCUCACGGACGAACACUCGACCAUGUGCGCCCCAAAUAUUACCGUUUCCCCAAUUGGGAAAUCCUUCAGUCUCCCCUCGCUUACAGGGCGUCUUUCCGAGCCUCGUCCGAGGAUUUCAUGUUAGUGGCUGUUCAGCGUAUGCGGCCCCCAAAGGCCCAGGCGACUUUCCUCGUCCCGAGUUGGAGCGGCGCAUUGCCGCCAUUCCUAUUGAACGAUACCGGAACUUCUGCAUCGUUGCCCAUAUCGAUCAUGGCAAGAGUACGCUUAGCGACCGCCUCCUGGAAUUUACUGGCACCAUCUCCGCCAAUGGGUCCAACAAGCAGAUAUUGGACAAAUUGGACGUCGAGCGGGAGCGCGGUAUUACCGUCAAGGCCCAAACUUGCACCAUGAUCUAUAACCACAAGGGCGAGGACUACCUGCUUCACCUGGUCGAUACUCCCGGCCAUGUCGAUUUCCGGGCCGAGGUGACUCGAUCGUAUGCCAGCUGCGGGGGUGCUCUCUUGCUCGUCGAUGCGAGCCAGGGCAUCCAGGCCCAGACCGUCUCCAACUUUCACCUAGCUUUCGCCCAAGACCUCGCCCUGAUCCCUGUCGUCAACAAGAUCGAUAUGCCCUCCGCCGACGUACCGAGGGUUCUGGAACAAAUGGAGACGUCCUUUGAACUGAAUCCGGCCGAUGCCGUGCUUGUCUCUGCCAAAACUGGCAAGAAUGUCCCCAGCAUUCUGCCGGCGGUGAUUGAGCAAAUCCCUGCGCCCCAGGGCGACACGUCCAAGCCGCUGCGCAUGAUGCUCGUCGACUCGUGGUACGAUAACUUCCGUGGCGUCAUCUUACUCGUUCGGGUCUUUGAUGGACAGGUUAAAGCAGGCGACAGUCUCGUCUCUCUGGGAACUGGGAACCGGUACACGGUGGGAGAAGUGGGCAUCCAGUAUCCUGGUCCUGUGCCCCAGAGCGUCCUUCGUGCGGGCCAGGUAGGCUAUAUGUUCUUCAAUCCCGGCAUGAAACGGAUCCAGGAUGCCAAGCUCGGGGAUACCUUUACCACUGUUUCUGCCGAGAACCUCGUGGAGCCAUACCCGGGCUUCGAGGAGCCGAAGCCGAUGGUUUUUGUGGGCGCUUUUCCAGUGGAUCAAAGCGACUAUGGUCGCUUGGCUGACAGUAUCAGCCAGCUCACGCUCAACGACCGCAGCGUGACUUUGCAGAAAGACUUCUCCGAGGCGCUCGGUUCUGGCUGGCGUCUGGGAUUCUUGGGCAGCCUCCACUGCUCUGUCUUUCAAGAUCGUCUACGGCAGGAACACGGGGGCAGCGUUAUCAUCACGGAUCCAACCGUGCCUACCCGUGUCGUCUGGGCGGACGGAACUGAGACGAUAUACCAGAACCCAGCCGAGUUCCCAACCACGGAUGACCAUCGCAUGCGAGGUGCCGCCGUUUACGAGCCAUUCGUCAAAGCAACAAUAACCAUGCCUGAAGAAUACCUUGGUCGCGUCAUCGAGCUUUGCGAGAGCAUUCGAGGCGAGCAGAAAAGCCUUGAAUUCUUCCACACCACUCAAGUAAUUCUGCAGUACGAUAUACCGGCGUCACAAUUAGUCGACGACCUUUUCGGGAAACUGAAAGGCGCAACAAAGGGUUAUGCUACUCUAGAUUACGAGGAUGCUGAGUGGCGGCGAAGCGACUUGACCAAACUGCAGCUGCUAGUCAACAAGGUCCCUGUUGACGCUAUCUGCCGCGUGAUACACACAUCACAAGCCGAGAGAUUAGGCCGGCAGUGGGUGACCAAGUUCAAGGAACAUGUGGAUCGUCAAAUGUUUGAGGUUGUGAUCCAGGCUGCAGCAGGCAAAAAGAUUGUCGCUCGCGAGACGUUGAAGCCAUUCCGGAAAGACGUCCUCGCCAAACUGCACGCCAGCGACAUCACCCGCCGUCGAAAACUCCUAGAGAAACAGAAAGCCGGCCGAAAACGACUGCGUGCCGUGGGCAACGUGACAAUCGACCAAUCGGCUUUCCAGAGCUUCUUGGCCAAGUAA